ACAUUGUCCUCUCAGUACGGAAGAGAAGGACAGUAACGUUUGUCACACAGAGUUUGUUGUUUUAUUUGAGCGAAACGCUCGUCAGAUGUCAUGAUGUUGGACGUCCUGCUGCUCUUUUCCAGCAUCUGUACAGCUGUUGGUGGUCGAGCUCCACAGACAGUUACUGGAUUCAGAGGAGAGAGAGUUGACAUCAGAUGCUCAUAUGAAUCUCGAUAUGAAACAUAUCCAAAGUAUUUUUGUAAAGGGGACUGUUUAUUGUCAAGUGACAUCAUAGUUAAAUCAGGAUCUCCAGCUAAAGACGAGAGAUUCUCUCUGACUGACGACACGACGGCCAGAGUCUUCACCGUCACCAUCACUGAUCUGAGAACAGAGGAUGAAGGCCAAUACUGGUGUGCUGUGGAGAGGAGUAUUUUUACUGAUGUCUAUUCAGAGAUUAUGUUGCAGGUUAAACUGGGUGUCGUGAGCUCCAUGAGUGUUACAGGAUAUUCAGGAGGAGGAGUCACGAUCACAUGCAAAUAUGAUGAAGGAUAUACAGAGAAUACAAAGUGUUUUUGUAAAGGAGAGUGGUCAUACUGUACAGACCAAAUCAGGACUGAUAUUAAAGAUAAAUGGUUUGAUGCUGGAAGAUUCUCUCUGUAUGACGACACAAGAUCAGCAGUCUUCACUGUGACCAUCAGCGAUCUGACAGAAGAGGAUUCUGGGAAAUACUACUGUGGAGUUGAUAAACCAGGACCAGAUCCCUACACUGAAGUGAAUCUGGAUGUUAUAAAGAUUGGUCCUGCUGCUGGUUGGCUCGUCUGGUUGGGAAUCACUGUGGCAUGUGUAACCAUCAUCAUCAUCAUCAUCAUCAUCAACAAUCCUAGAACUGAUCCUAGAACUGAUCCCAGAACUGAUCCCAGUGAAGGCACAUAUAUAUCUCUUGAGCCCAACAUCAGAUCAUCUGACUUGUACAACACACUCGCAGUUCCUCAACCGCUGUACGAGGAGAUUAAAGACACCAGACCUCACACUGACUGCAGAAACACUCCGUUACCCAUAACACCCUCUGAUUCUUCAAGAACUGUUUAUGAUACCGCUAAAUUACCCACAAACCCCUCUGUGGAGUGGCAUAAAUGGGACAAGAAUCAGCUUCCCACAAACCCCUCUGAUUCUUGUGUCGUGAGCUCCAUGAGUGUGACCGGAUAUUCAGGAGGAGGAGUCAACAUCACAUGCAAAUAUUAUGAAGGAUAUAAAGAGAAUACAAAGUAUUUUUGUAAAGGAGAGUGGCUGAGCUGCAAAGACCAAAUUAGGACUGAUAUUAAAGAUAAAUGGGUUAAUAAUGGAAGAUUCUCUCUGUAUGACGACACAAGAUCAGCAGUCUUCACUGUGACCAUCAGAAAUCUGAGAGAAGAGGAUUCUGGGACGUACCACUGUGGAGUUGAUAUACCUAAAGAUAUAGAUCCCUCCACUGAAGUGAAGCUGAAGAUUUCAACAGGCUUUUUUCUGAUCGUUCCUCUGGUUCUGGUUCCUCUGGUUCUGAUCAUCGCUGGACUCUUAUUUCUGUUUCUCUGGAAGAAGUGUCAGUCUCCAGGUGGUGAAUUGAAUUCUCAGACUGAACCAGGAAAACAUGAAGUGGAGCUGAAGGCCACUUACACGGGUGUCGUGAGCUCCAUGAGUGUGACGGGAUACUCAGGAGGAGGAGUCACGAUCACAUGCAAAUAUGAUAAAGGAUAUAUAGAGAAUAAAAAGUAUUUUUGUAAAGGAGAGUGGUCAGACUGUACAGACCAAAUCAGGACUGAUAUUAAAGAUAAAUGGUUUGAUGAUGGAAGAUUCUCUCUGUAUGACGACACAAGAUCAGCAGUCUUCACUGUGACCAUCAGAGAUCUAAGACAACAGGAUUAUGGGAAAUACUACUGUGGAGUUGAUAUAUAUGCAACAAUAGAUUCUUCCACUGAAGUGAAUCUGAAGGUUUCAACAGAUGAUUGUUGUGAGAAGAGCAUCAGUCUAUCAGCUUCUGCUGGAGGAUCUGUGAACAUCAACUGCAAAUACCCACAAUCCCACAGUGGUGAUGUGAAGUUUCUGUGCUGGAGAUCUGGAGCUGAUCUCUGUGCUAAAGAGACGUCUGUGAAGGAGAGCAGAAGAUGGAGGGAUGAGGGAAAGAUCCAGCUGUAUGAUGACAGAGAACAGCAGCUCCUGAUGGGAAGAAUCAGUCAUGUGACUGAAGAAGAUUCAGAAUACUGGUGUGGAGUUCAGACUGAUCAAGGACACAAGAUCUUCAUCACACGAGUCCUGAUCAGAGUUACAGCCUCUUCUCUGACCGUUCCUCUUGUUCUGGUUCCUCUGGUUCUGAUCUUGCCUGGACUCUUAUUACUUUUCCUCUGUAAGAAGUGUCACUCUCAAGGUGGUGAAUUGAAUUCUCAGACUGGACCAGGAAAAUAUGAAGUGGUUUCUCACACUGGUGGCGCUCACAUAGAAUCUCCCAACCCCUCGGAUUCUUCUGACACUGCUUAUGCCACUGCCCAAUUACCCACAAACCCCUCUGAUUCUUCUCACUGCGUUUACGCUACAGUUGAGCAAGCCACUGGUGACUCUCAGUGCUGCAUCACAUCUGCUGAUGAUCUGAAUUACGCAGUGGUGAAUUUCCACAAGAAAUCUGACUGUCCUGACAGUGUCAGUAUCAGGAAUAAUCAGGAUUACAGUGAAUACGCUGCUGUCAAUCAUCUCAGUACUUGAUGAGCCACAGCAGAGGAUAUAAAUGAGCUGAAUGUUUUGGGCAUUAGGCUUCCAUAUUUGGUAUUUGUGUUAUUUUUGUAAUGCUCUUCUGCCGUAUCCCACUAAGCAAAAUGACGUCUUUUCAACAUCCGACUUUUGUGACAAAGACGUUGAAAAGACGUCCACUGAGGGGCCAGAAUGAAAGUUUUUAUGACGUCUUUUUGUGACGUGUUCUGCACAUCUGAUAUACUUUCAUCGAACCUUCGUACAAGUUUAAAAAUUUGUUUAAAUUAGGGCUGGGCGAUAUAUCGCAUGACAUUGUUGUACGCAUCUUGUCAGUAAAGCCGGUUCCUUGAUUAGCAGAAAAUCACCUUCACCAACUUUCAGAUGGAGCGGCAUUUACUACAAAGAGCCGUAGAUCACUGACAAGCUGAGCCAAAUCACGUUAAAAUCGAGGACAUAUCGAUAGCGAUAUUUAAUGCGAUAUGGCUAAGCUGGUCAGUUAACUACGGCUCUUCCUCACAACAAAAUCUCCUGUGUUAAACUAACACACCUGGGAGUGUAUAUGAGUCCACACUCAAGAGUGUUAAAGUUAAUGAG
Molecule: messenger RNA, 3291 nt
Organism: Pimephales promelas (fathead minnow)
Lineage: Eukaryota; Metazoa; Chordata; Actinopteri; Cypriniformes; Leuciscidae
Source: RefSeq, a predicted model, not a curated record